Messenger RNA from Puntigrus tetrazona (Sumatra barb), 1357 nucleotides. Its product is annotated as membrane-spanning 4-domains subfamily A member 4A-like. The record is from RefSeq and is a predicted model, not a curated record. The transcript has 8 exons. Gene Ontology annotation, cellular component: membrane. NCBI's taxonomy places the organism in Eukaryota, Metazoa, Chordata, Actinopteri, Cypriniformes, Cyprinidae. Bases 213 to 956 code for a protein of 247 amino acids.
ACAGUCCGGAUAGUGUUCUCGAGCGUCUACACUCGAGAGAAAAAACUGUUUUGAUUUAGUCUCCUGAAAAAACGAAGCACAACUUUUUGAAGCACAGCUUCUGUCUUAUCGCGACCCGAACGUUGAGGCCGCUACCACAUGAACCCGGGCUUCAGUAUCUCCUCGGCGGUGACCGCCUCCAUGUUUUUGGUUCUGUUCAGGUCCGUAGGAGGAUGUCUCAGACGGUCAUACCCGUGACGUCUUCAACCCUCGUCAUCCAGCUGCAGCCGACGACGCACACCACCGCUGUCCCGCCGCUCCCCGCCGCUCCUGCUGCUCCUCUUCAGGGCCUUCAGGCGUUUCUGAAAGGACAACCCAAAGCCCUCGGGACGGUCCAGGUAAUGAUCGGCGUGAUGACUCUUCUGUUUGGCAUCGUGUCUUCAGUUCACGCAGAACCCAUCUUUAUCUACAGUGGUCUUUCGUACUGGGGAUCUCUCAUCUACAUCAGCGCGGGUUCACUCUGCAUCGCCGCCGAAAACAAAAUGAAUUCCCGCUCUGGUUUGUGUUUGGUGAGGGCUUCCCUUGGAAUGAACAUCUUCAGCGCUAUAACCGCCGGCAUUGCCAUCAUUUUACUUUUAAUAGAUUUGGUUAUAGCAGCGUUGAAUUACUGCGGUGAUUUUGACUGUUAUUUGAACAUCAAGUAUGAGACUCUCUUAAAGGGAAUCAGAGGUGUGUUGCUGAUAUUCUCCGUGCUUGAGUUCAUCAUCUCCAUCUGUCUGUCAGCGUUCGCCUGUAAAGCCGACGCCUGCUGCUGUCCUCCUCAGGUGCAGUUUGCUCAGGUUUUACCUCCACAGUCGUCUGAUGUGGUUCGUUUCCAGGAUCUGAACAGAUCAGAGAUACCCGUGACCAGCAGCUCUUUCAUUCAUCAACAUCCUGCAGACGUUCCUCCUCAAUACACUGAAAGCAAAUAUGAAUAAGUGUUCCCUCAAAAAAAAUAAGGGAACGUACAGGACAUGUUCAAAAAAUACAUUUCCUUACAUGAGAAACUAUACUGAAGUAUAUUCAUGGACCAAGUAUGAAUAUAAUUUGAGAAAUUUAAAAGUACAUGUCAAACCUGCAGUACAUUUUUACAAGAAACAGCUAAAAAUGUAAAAACUAAAUUUCUCCUUGUUUUAUAUAGCUGAAAACAUUCAUAAACAUUUCUAUCACUUUGUAAUAUAUCACUAUAAUAUACAUAUAUAUUUUUCUAGGCUGUGUUUGUGUGUAUACACUUCAAACUAUCAUACUGUAUCAAAUCUACAUAUUAUAAAUACAUUAAGUAAAUAUAUAUUUGCUCGUCCUGCUCUGAUAUACAUUAAAGGGAUAGUUCACCCAAAAA